Messenger RNA from Saccostrea cuccullata (small rock oyster), 1821 nucleotides. Its product is annotated as interleukin enhancer-binding factor 2 homolog. Gene Ontology annotation, biological process: positive regulation of DNA-templated transcription. The transcript is spliced from 15 exons. The record is from RefSeq and is a predicted model, not a curated record. NCBI's taxonomy places the organism in Eukaryota, Metazoa, Mollusca, Bivalvia, Ostreida, Ostreidae. Gene Ontology annotation, cellular component: catalytic step 2 spliceosome. The coding region runs from base 126 to 1292 and encodes 388 amino acids. Gene Ontology annotation, molecular function: double-stranded RNA binding; DNA binding.
UUGAUCGGGCUCGGCAUCCAUUUUCUCUUUAUUUCUACAUCCGGAGUAAAAGCACUCGGCGUCAACACUGUGAACACAUUGUUUUGCCGAUCGUUAAAGCUUUACACUGCAAAAGAUCCAUACAAAUGAUGAGGAACAUGAGAGGACGAGGGGGACCAAUGAGGGGAGGAAUGAUGAGACCGAUGUCCCCUAUGGGAGGCCCCUUUAAACCUGGACCUCCGUUCCGGGCCUUCAUUCCUCACAUACCAUUUGAUUUGGUUCAGUGUGAAUCAACAUUUCCAAGGACCAAACCCACUCCUGAUGAGAAAGUUUUUACAGAUUGUCUACUAAAGAGGAACAAUGACCUGACCCCCUCGUCACAGGAGCAGGCCUCAAUCCUGGCCCUGGUCACCAAAAUACAGGGAGUGAUGGACAGUCUGGUGCUGGCUCCCACCUCCUUUGAUCCCGCACAAAUAGAGGAGGUGAGACAGGUUGGGUCGUUUAAGAAAGGCACCAUGAUGGCGGGAAACAAUGUAGCUGAUAUCGUAGUCAUGCUGAAAACUCUACCCACAAAGGAGGCUGUAGCAGUUCUGGGAAAUAAGAUUGUAGAGGAUCUCCGGACACAGGACCCUGACGAAGUGUUAACUAUGCUGACCAAUGACACAGGAUUUGAGAUCAGUUCAUCAGACGCCACAGUUAAAUGUCUGAUCACCACUAUCCCGCCUAACCUGAAGAAACUAGACCCAGAGUUACACUUGGAUGGGAAGGUCAUGCAGAGUCACCUGGCAGGAAUCCGUCAUGCUCGCUGGUUUGAGGAGAAUGCAUUCCAUUCAAGUAUCAAAGUCCUGAUUCGAUUAAUGAGAGAUCUUAAGAAUAGAUUUAAAGGAUUUGAACCUCUGACCUCAUGGAUCAUUGAUCUGUUGUCUCACUAUGCUAUCAUGAACAAUCCCACAAGACAGCCCCUUCCCAUCAAUGUAGCUUUCAAGAGAUGUCUACAGUUGCUGGCUGCGGGAUUUUUCCUGCCGGGAUCGGUCGGGAUCACGGAUCCCUGUGAACAAGGAACAGUUCGAGUCCACACAGUGAUGACUCUGGAACAACAGGAUAUGGUGUGCUUCACAGCUCAGACUUUACUUCGAGUGUUAACACAUGGAGGAUUUAAACAGAUCUUAGGCAUGGAAGGAAAUUCUAGUAUAGCGACAGAGAUGAGUGUGUGGGAGGGGGUGGUUGUGACGCCGUCAGACAAGGCGUACGAGAAACCCGAAAAACGGGAGGGAGAGGAAGACGAUGAAGAUGGUGACAUGGAAACGCAAUGAUCACCAUGAAAACACCAUGUUCUACAUGAUGGUCCAAGAGCAAUAGAAUUUGUGCGGCAGUGACAGAAUUGUGGCUGAUGUUUCACUUACAAAAGUGGUUAAAGCCAGUGGAUCAUUAGUGUGUUAUACAUUGUUCUGUUGAAACUGAGAGUUCGAAAGGACAGAACCAAAGGAAUAAACAAAUGGACAUGUUAAUUUAGAGGAGAGAGAGUGUGUGUGAGAGAGAGAGAGAGAGACUAUUGAUUAAAUGCCAUAUUUGUAUGUUUUACUUUGUUUUCAUCUUAUAUUGUGACUGUAUUGUUUAGUAGUAUGUUGUUGAAAUUUCAAUUUUAGAAGGAAAUUGAAAAUUCAUUCUCUUAGCUUAUUAUUACGAAAUAGAAUUUUUUAUCUUUUCUUUAUGACUUGAAUGUUAUUCAUGCAUUUGUGGGAUAUUGCAAGAGCAAGGCAGCAAAUAUGUAUGUAGAAAUCCUAUUAAAAUAUAACAGAAAAUACAAUGUAUACUAAGAUCAAUUAUGUAGUGAGUUUAUUA